Molecule: messenger RNA, 2581 nt
Organism: Capra hircus (goat)
Lineage: Eukaryota; Metazoa; Chordata; Mammalia; Artiodactyla; Bovidae
Gene: DNAI1
Product: dynein axonemal intermediate chain 1
Exons: 20
Coding region: 235-2367 (710 amino acids)
Biological process (GO): outer dynein arm assembly; cilium movement
Cellular component (GO): outer dynein arm
Molecular function (GO): dynein light chain binding; dynein heavy chain binding
Source: RefSeq, a predicted model, not a curated record
CAGAGGCGCCUGCGCCUUGGCUGCUGGUUAGUUGCUGGGUAACCGCGUCGAGGGAGGAGACGAUUCCCUUCUGCAAGGGCGCGGAGGACCCACAACGUCGGCUGUCCCCAAAGAACCUCUGAGACUGGGAAUUGAAGUGGAAGAGAAUCUGGAUUUUCUGUGCGUUAUUGAGGGGAUGGACAAACUUCUUGUCCUCAGGCAGAGGAGCGUUUUGUAGGUGCUCCAAGUGUUGAGAUGCUUCCUGCCUCUUCAAAGAUGCCCCACAAACAACCGCCUCCUCGUAAGCAGAGCAUCACCAUGGGCAGAGGAGCCAGAAAGAGAGAUGAAGACUCAGGGACUGAAGUAGGGGAAGGGACAGAUGAAUGGGUGCAGUCCAAAGCCACAGUUAAACCCCCUGACCAACUGGACUUGACUGAUGCGGAGCUGAAGGAGGAGUUCACCCGGAUUCUGACGGCCAACAACCCACAUGCACCCCAGAACAUUGUCAGAUACAGCUUCAAAGAAGGCACAUACAAGCUCAUUGGCUUUGUGGACCAGCUGGCAGUUCACUUCACCCAGGUCGGGAACCUGAUCCCCAAAGACUCGGAUGAAGGGCGGCGGCAGCACUACCGUGAUGAGUUAGCAGCCGGUAAGCCCCUGGCAAUAUCCCACCAAGGUUCUCAGGAGUCCACCAAGGUGGUGAUUUCAGAAACAGAAAUCCUGGAAGAAGAAGAAGAGCCCAAGGAAGCUGAAGCUGGGAGUCAAACAGAUGUGCCUAUAGUUGAGGCAUCUGAGAAAGUGGCUGAAGAAGAAUUGAUGACUUCUAAGCAGCCCAAGGAGCGAAAGCUCACCAACAAGUUCAACUUCAGUGAGAGGGCCUCACAGACCUUCAAUAACCCUCUCCGGGACCGAGAAUGUCAGAUGGAGCCUCCUCCUAGGACAAACUUUUCAGCCACAGCCAACCAGUGGGAGAUCUAUGAUGCCUACAUGGAAGAGCUCGAGAAGCAGGAAAAGACUAAAGAGAAGGAGAAGACAAAGACCCCAGUGGCUAAAAAGAUGGGGAAAAUGGCCAUGAGGAAGAUGACAUCUAUGGAGUCCCAGAGUGAUGACAUCACCAAAGUGACCCAAGCAGCUAAAAUCGUGGAGCGGAUGGUCAACCAAAACACAUAUGAUGAUGUUGCUCAGGAUUUUAAGUACUAUGAGGAUGCGGCUGACGAGUAUCGGGACCAGGAGGGUACCCUGCUGCCUCUCUGGAAGUUCCAAAAUGACAAAGCGAAGCGCCUGGCCGUCACCGCCCUCUGCUGGAAUCCAAAGUACAAUGAUCUGUUUGCAGUGGGACAUGGCUCCUAUGACUUCAUGAAGCAGAGCCGUGGCAUGCUGCUUGUAUACAGCAUGAAGAACCCCAGCUUCCCUGAAUACAUCUUCAGCAGUGAGAGCGGCAUCAUGUGCCUGGACAUGCACGUGGACCACCCCUACCUGGUGGUGGUGGGCCACUAUGAUGGCAACGUAGCCAUUUACAACCUCAAGAAGCCCCACUCCCAGCCCUCCUUCCGCAGCUCAGCCAAGUCUGGCAAGCACACGGACCCUGUGUGGCAGGUCAGGUGGCAGAAGGAUGACAUGGACCAUAACCUCAACUUCUUCUCUGUGUCAUCCGACGGCAGGAUCGUGUCUUGGACGCUCGUGAAGAGCGAGCUGGUUCACACUGACGUCAUCAAGCUGAAGGUGGAGGGCAGCACCACGGAAGGUCUCGAGGGCCUGCAGAUACACACAGUGGGCUGCGGCACUGCCUUUGACUUCCACAGAGAGAUUGACUACCUGUUUCUGGUGGGCACAGAGGAGGGAAAAAUCUACAAGUGCUCCAAAUCCUACUCCAGCCAGUUCCUCGACACCUACGACGCCCACAACAUGGCCGUGGAUGCUGUGUCCUGGAACCCCUACCAUACCAAGGUCUUCAUGUCCUGCAGCUCCGACUGGACAGUGAAGAUAUGGGACCACACCAUCAAGACCCCGAUGUUCAUCUAUGACCUCAAUUCAGCUGUGGGAGAUGUGGCCUGGGCACCGUACUCGUCCACUGUAUUCGCAGCAGUCACCACCAACGGGAAGACCCACGUGUUUGACUUGUCCAUCAACAAGUACGAGGCCAUCUGCAACCAGCCCGUGGUGGCCAAAAAGAAGAACAAGCUCACCCACGUGCAGUUCAACCCCAUCCACCCCAUCAUCAUUGUGGGUGAUGACCGAGGGCAUGUCACCUGCCUCAAGCUCUCACCCAACUUGCGCAAGAUGCCGAAGGAAAAGAAGGGCCAGGAAGUACAGAAGGGGCCAGCUGUGGAGAUCGCAAAAUUGGACAAACUGCUGAACCUGGUGAGGGAAGUGAAAACCAAGACCUGAGGGCCUGGCCUUCGAACCUGGCCCAUGUCUUGAACCUAGUACUUGUAGCCCCUGACCCUGAUACCCCAGUCCAGCCUUAGUACCCAGUAUGUGUCUGACACUACCCCUGAUCAGGUCCCAGUGCCCUGCUCUGGCCCUGGUCCCAUCACCUCACCCCAGGACUUGGUCCUCAACCCCUGUUACCCUCUCCUACUUUGCACAAAUAAACCUGUGU